Molecule: messenger RNA, 739 nt
Organism: Drosophila erecta
Lineage: Eukaryota; Metazoa; Arthropoda; Insecta; Diptera; Drosophilidae
Exons: 4
Coding region: 142-735 (197 amino acids)
Source: RefSeq, a predicted model, not a curated record
AAGUCUUUCGAUUGCAGGUGGUAGUAUAUAAUAUAUCUAACAGAUUGUUGUUACGUUGCGUAGGCGUUACUAUACCGCCUAAAAGUUGUUUUAUUUUACGAUUAAGGGGAUGAAAUACUAAUCAACUAUAGACUUGUUGCCAUGGAAAAUAUGCAUUGCAAGUAUACAGUUGAACAAAUUUAUUGGCAAGUUAAACAUCUUAAAACAAUGGAGCCUGCUAAAAUAAUUGGAAAGCUAAAGGAGCAAGUGCGCAUGGAGCACAAUUCGCGUCGUAGUUUUCCAAAAACGUGGAACGAAAUUUCUGGCAAGCAAACUAACAAGUUCUACCACCAAUCUGAGAUUAAUUCCCAACUAACUAACCAGCUGAAAUUAAAAGAGCUGUGCCCUUUUCUGCACAACAACCAAGGCGAAUCGCGAUUCGUAUCUCCGGGGAUGUACAAACCUUUAGUGGCUGUCUGUCGUUGUGGCCGACCUAGGGAAAGCACCCAUAUGGGGAAAUGCUUACAGAGAGCGUUAAGUCCAGAUUACAAACAAGCCAUGAUGCAGAAAGGAGCUCAGGAAUGGAAUGCCGAGCCAUUGAGUGUGCCUUCCACUUCAAGCUCUACCAUUGGCUUCAUGGGCAUUUCGAACAACUACCAAAAGCUGGAGCGUUCUAUGCAAUAUGUUUCGCCUGCGUAUUCAAUGCCUGGCCCUCGAAUUACAGCAGUCCCUUACAAUAAUAUUAUUAUUGGAUAAACCA